AGAAAAAGGUCAAUAUCGCUGAGUUAGUUAAAUGUAUGGUGAAGAAACAAAUAUCCGAACAUGGAAUAUCUGGAUUUAAAGUGUAUGUCCUCUUAGAGGACAAUAGGGACGUUAAGAUAAAAGGAUUUAUACAUGAAGAUCAAACAAAAUGUAAAGGUGAAGAGGUAAACGAGAACGAUCUUUUGGAUGGUGUUGUGCUUGAUUUAGAUAUGAAAGGAAAACAAGCAGAUUUGGCAGUCAGGUCAGAGUUAGUAGAUAAAUUUAAGCUACAGAAUAGUAACCCGAUCAAUAAUAAAUAUAAGAAACUCGGAAAAAUUGCCAAAGAGGGUACGGCAGUUAAUGCCAUUAUCGAAUUAGUUAAAGAAGACUAUAUUAUUGUUUCUCUUCCAGAACAAUGGAAUACUAUUGCAUUUGCUGCAGCAAAAAGUUAUAAUAAUCGAACACAACCCUUUAUGCGAUACUCAUUUGGACAAAAAGUGAAAGUACAUAUAGUUCACGUUCCACAACUCAAUAAGAGUACAAAUAAUCAUAGCGUAAUAGAUCGUGUUUUGGUGGCAUUUCAACAAGCAUCAGAUCAAGAAAAAAUCCUUGUCCCAAAUGCAAAAUCUAUUAAAGAUUUUUCUCCUAGUCAAAAAGUUAAGGGUAUUAUAACUGCAGUAGAAAAAUAUGGUGUUUUUAUCAAGAUUAAUAAUAGUUCUGUGAGUGGUCUCUGUCAUAUAUCAAAAUUAUCAGAAGACUUU
This is a messenger RNA of Racocetra persica, 740 nucleotides long. The record is from the annotation of a GenBank genome assembly. Lineage: Eukaryota; Fungi; Glomeromycota; Glomeromycetes; Diversisporales; Gigasporaceae.